Asparagus officinalis (garden asparagus) is the source of this 552-nucleotide messenger RNA. Its product is annotated as protein PYRICULARIA ORYZAE RESISTANCE 21-like. The transcript has 3 exons. Gene Ontology annotation, biological process: regulation of defense response to fungus. Gene Ontology annotation, molecular function: metal ion binding. The record is from RefSeq and is a predicted model, not a curated record. NCBI's taxonomy places the organism in Eukaryota, Viridiplantae, Streptophyta, Magnoliopsida, Asparagales, Asparagaceae. The coding region runs from base 112 to 552 and encodes 146 amino acids.
CUCCCUCCCUCCCCCGCUCUCUCUCUCUCUCUCUCUAAAUUCAGCCCCGCACGUUUUGGGGCCAAGCCGCCUCUUGUUCCGUACGGACGGUUCAAGGCUCAAUUCAAAAUAAUGUCAGAGAAGCUCUCCACGGUAAUCUUAAAAGUAGACCUCCAGUGCGUCGCCUGCACCAAGAAGAUCAAGAAGACUCUCUGCAAACUCCGAGAUCGGGAGGGGAUACGAUCGGUGAUCUACGAUGAGAAGAACAACAGCGUUACCAUCUCCGGACCCUUCGAUCCGAGGAAGCUCAUCAAAAAGAUAUGCUGCAAAGCCUGCAAGGUCAUCAAGGACAUCCAAUUGUGGCCAGUAGAGCCGCCAAACAGUCGAGCCCCGCCCCCGCCGCGCGCCCACCGCCCCGAAGAGAAGAAGCCCGACCCCGGCCGCCCGCCGCCCCGGAACCGCAACCGCCCACCCGAACCUCCAGCGCCCGAACCGCCCCCCAGCGCCCGAACCCCGCCCCCCCAGGCGCCGCGGACCGAGCAGAGGGUUGCAACCCGAACCUCCACAGCCUGA